Molecule: messenger RNA, 2793 nt
Organism: Aureobasidium namibiae CBS 147.97
Lineage: Eukaryota; Fungi; Ascomycota; Dothideomycetes; Dothideales; Saccotheciaceae
Exons: 4
Coding region: 1-2793 (930 amino acids)
Biological process (GO): regulation of DNA-templated transcription
Molecular function (GO): DNA binding
Source: RefSeq, a predicted model, not a curated record
AUGCCUCCUAAGAGGAUCGGCAAUGAUUCCACCAUCGAGAGGACCGAGGAGUACGAGAAGUUCCUCGAGGAACUCGCUGUAUAUCAUGAGAAAAGAGGCACUACCAUGGAAAACGAGCCUAAGGUCGAGAAUCAGCUAAUCGAUCUUCUGAAAUUAUACAAUCGCGUUGUGGCAGAAGGAGGCUACGACUUGGUCUCAGACACAAAGAAGAAGCCUCUCAUGUGGAGAAAGAUUGCGGACGAACUUCUGCCUGGCAUCAAGAACCUGGCCGGCGCUGCCUUCCUGGUCAAGAGAGCGUACUACUACAACCUGGUAGCGUACGAGAUUUCGACGCAUUGGGGCAAAGAGCCACCACCAAAGGAGGUCAUUGAAGAUGUGACGGCAAAGGGUGGAGACGUCAUGUCGAGGACAUUGGAGAACUUCCCAAACUCGACAACCAAGGAGACCCGCGGCGCAAACGGAAACUCAUCGGACAACGACGAGGCUACCAAGGAUCAGCACGACAACGGAGAUCCCGGAAGCGUACGGUCCACCCGGGGACUGCGUACUGCGCCGCCGCAGCGGAUUCCUUAUCAGCCCGACACGACCGCGCCUCGCCAAACCCGCAACCAGGGCCACCACACAUCGCAGACUCCCGCCUCACCAUCCCCUGCCUAUGCCAACACCACCCCGAUGACUCUAGCAACCUACGAGCCCCAGCAGCUGCUGCCGCUGACGCUCAAGCCCGUCACCACCCCGGCCAACAAUUCAGAGUACUAUCGUCUGAAGCGCAAGCAAGAACAGGAGGCACAGGCCAGCCACGUCGCAAAGAAACAUAGAGGUCUCAUGCUGCCAGGCACUGGUUUUAUCGGCCCCAACAUCUACGUUCGCGCUCAGCUUGCCCUGCAGUCUGGCCUGCCAGAAGAGGAAGAAUACGCCUUGCAUCAUCUUGUCAAGAUUUCUCACGAACGAGGCGACAAGUACCGCUUCGAUCAGUUUCCUGGUCUGGCUGAGGCUCUUGCCAGCAAGCUGUUGCAGGUGACCUCUCUCUUCUACGACCUUCAGUGGAUCAUCUCGUAUGACGAAGCCACUGGUCCGCGUACUUUGGAUGCCAUCAACGGCACGCCCGACCUGCUACAGAAGCUGCAAGCUGCUGUUCCACUCGACAUUGCGAGUACCGUCGAGACUGCCGAGUUCAGACAGGCGCUGCGUCUCAUUACUGAAUCCGGUCUCGUCAUUCGCAACAUGGUGAUGCUAGACGAAAACGCUCAAUACAUCGCCAAGCUGCCCCUUCUGCGCGACUACUUUUGCAUCGUGCUCAACCUACCAGUCCACCCCGCUUUGGUGGAGCUGCAGUACUAUGCUCUCGAGACCAUCGAGCAGCUCACAAAGCACUACGAUCUUGACGCCACCGACCUGCUCUACGAAACCCUACUUGCCCAACUCGAAUCCAAUGACCGUGGCAGAAUCGUCACCUCGCUGCGUGCCAUCGCUAGACUUGGCAUGGUCUACGAGGAGAACAAGCGGCUUGAGAUGGUUCCCCUGGAGAUCGUCCAGAAGUUGCCUGAUUGGAUGAUGCUGCCUGAUGAAGAGUUGCGUUCUGCAUGCUUGGACUUCCUCUUCCAGUACACCAGUAUUGCCGACAAUGUCGAGACCCUGGCACUUGAUGCCGACGUCCAGAAUCUUGUCAAACAGCUUUCCGAUCUGUUGCUCUACAACGCAAAGAUGGAGGUGCCUAAGAUGCACAAGCCUCGCCCUUCAGAGCCUCAUUACGAUUCGGAAAGCUCAGCUCACGUCCCACGCCUGUGUCAAGAUGUUGUCGAGUCGCUACUGCAAUACACCGAGCCUGACCGCAGUUCACGCUGGUUGCGUAUGUGCUUCGAGAUAGACCCCGAUUCCGAAAUGACGCAGAUACACCUCUGGCAGUCGUACCAAGCCACGUUCCUCAAGUAUUCGCCGACUCAUGGAAACCUCAUAGCAGGAGAGUUCAUUAAGAAUGUCUCGAACACCUUUACUGGCGCAUCUGCUCAAGUUGCUCACAACAAAUACGUGAUUAAAGGCAUCAGGCCCCGCAAGAUCGCCCAUGACAUCGAGGGCAAGGACCUGGUGAAGUGCAACUGGCGCACUAAUCCCACAGAUGUCGCACAAGAGAACAUCGCCAUCUUUGCCAACGAGAGCGGCAAGGAGUGUGGCGAGUUCUUCCUCAACGGCCCGAAGCUUUGGGAGCACAUCUUGUCCUCUCACCUGAACAUCCCAAAGAAGGCACCAACCACUGUCAACGGCGACGCUCCGCAGCUACUACAGAGCAGCUCAAAGAUCGCUGCUUUUGACUUUGCUACAGCCGACGCUUUCGCGCCAUACAAUUGCAAGUGGAGCAGUUGUUCUCGCAAACUUUCUGACCAUAGCCUGCCUGUCGCCCUCGCACUGAUGGCUCGUCACAUCAACACCCAUCUGCCGGACAGUGCUCCCCUAGCCGAGCAAAGACGUCAGAACCAGCACAACUCAAAGGACGUUGAAGAGCCUGUUCCCAGCAACCGCAUCUGGUACCGCACCAUGGCAGACGAGCGCAAUGAGGCUGCUGGCCUGCCAUUGGGGUCUGCGCUUGUUUUGCGCAACAUUGCUCGCGGUGUGCGUAAGAUGGCGCCCAGUGCGAACGGAGCUGCCGCCGCCGCUGUCGCCGCCGAAGAAAGAGCUCAUCCUGCUGAUGACGGUGAGCAGCCCCACCAGAAGCUCUUCUUCGCCAUGGCACACAACCCCACUUUGAAGGACCAUCUUACCGCUGUCCUCUGUGCUAUCGCUGCUGGUGGAGGUUAG